AUGAUUCCUAUAGUGUUAUCAGUGAUAGCGAGGGCUGUAGUCGACGGCCAGAACUGUUUCGGUGGAAUCGAGACCUUCGAGAAGACAACGGUAACUGACUUUGGGUCAGGAAUCAGUGCUGUGGGCACUCUAUUACAACAGGAGAACGCGGCCCUAACCCGGGAUUGUGUCAAUCUAUGCAAACAACAGCCCAAAUGCCAGUCCUUUGGCCUCAAUUACGCAAAGUUUCGGUGCAGUGCUUACGCCGAGAGCUCAAAACGAAACAGAGAUCGUCUCCAACACUCCAUUAGUACCAACUUUUUCGAGAAGAUCUGUUUGAAGGGUAUCUCCAGACAGGCCUACGACGGCGCCUGCGGUCACGAACGGCUCUGGGCUUUCGAGAGAGUGAAGGGCGCUUUCAUCGAGGGUUUUGUCGAGAAAACGCUGGACAACGUCGGCAGCAAAGAGGAGUGCGUCAAGUCGUGUCUCACCGAAAACAGUUUCAUCUGCCGGAGCGCUGACUACGACAACGUCCGCAGAAUCUGUCGACUGUCCAAAGAGGACCGCCGGACACAACCGCAUGCCUUCCGACAACUAGACAACAGUACCAGAGAUUAUUUGGAGAAUCAAUGCGCGGCUUCGGGUCCGACUUCGUGUGUCUAUCGGACAAAACCGGAUUUCGCUGUCCUAUCGAUGGAUUCGUUACAAUUCAGCCAAUCUUCAGACGACUGUCAGAUGCAAUGCGAUCGCGAGACGGCAUUCAAUUGCCGGGCGUUUAGUUUUUUGAGUAAUCGGUGUGUUCUGAGCGGCGACGACGGCGUCUCUCUCGUCGGCACAACACUUCCGGUCCAAAAGGGGGCCGUCUAUGGGGAGCGCACGUGUGUCGCCGAGCUCUGCACUAAUGGUAUCUUCACGUACGAAAAGAUGACCGGACAUGUGCUGCGGUCGGCCAUCACCACAGCCGUCGAGUUGCCCAACAUCGGCACUCUGGGCGCCACCGGUUGGUGCCGUGAGAGUUGCGAUUCAGCGAAUCUCAAUUGCCCGGCCUUUUCCGUCAACUAUCAGAGCACUCGAUGCGAGAAACUGGACCGCAAUAGUCAGGGAAGGACUGGUGAUCUCAUACCCAGAGAGGGUGAGAGCUAUUUCGAGAAGAUAUGCCUUCGAGUGCCGCAGAUUAUGACCCAAUGCCAGGACAAGUUCUGGGCCUUUGAACGCAUACUCGGUCACGAAUUGGCGCCAAUUCUAUACCAAAAGACACUAAACUUCGUGCAAAGCCGUAGAGAUUGCGAAGAAUACUGCCUUCAGGAGCGAGAGUUCGCGUGUCGUUCGGCUCUCUAUAACGACGAGACGACCGAAUGUCGGCUCUCGCAGGAGGACAGGCGCACGAGUCCCGCCAGUUAUUACCGCUCCCGCAGUAUUAAAAUCAAUUAUCUCGAGAACCAAUGCGUCCGAAGUCAUAGCACUUGCGCUUACGAGAAGACUUUGGACGCGUACCCGACUUAUACCGAUUUGGUUGAGACAAACGGCGUGUCCUCUCACGAAGUGUGCGAAUCGUACUGUAAUGACAACAAACGCUUUCUCUGCCGAUCCUUCGCCUACUACUCCAGUAAUGGCCAGUGCUUUAUAUCGGGCGACGACAGGGCCAGCGCCGGAUCGGCUGCCGUCCAGAAACGAUCCGGAAUUAUAUACUUUGAACGCUUGUGUUCAACGCUGCCGAGCACUGGCACCACUUCCGGCCUCACUAGUCAGACAUCAAAGCCGACCCCAUCGCUGCCCACCACCGGCACAGGCACUCCAUCGAGCGAGCCGUCCACUAACGGCACAUCGCCCGGCGGUUCCGUCGGUCCUAUCACUCGAUUCCCGGCCUCAUUGAUACCAACACUUCCGCCAAAAGGUAACGGAUUUUCAGCACAAUUUGAACCAUUUGCACAGCAACCGCAGCCAUUCCAACCGAACCAACCCAACAGUCCCGCCGACCCUCAGAGAGACCCACAAUUGAGAGCACUCGAGACAGACCCCCACUCACAAGGCAUACAACCGACGCAGCCGUCCAAAUGCGGUCCACACGCCCGCUAUCUGUUUGAAAAGGUGACCAGUUUUGAGCCAAUCGGCGGUCACUUAACGCUUUUAUACAGUGAUCUCCAGAACCCGGGAAUAGUGACAGAAUGCGCGCGAAGGUGUGAACACUCGACACAGUGUCGGGCAUUUGUUGUCGACUACUAUCACCAGUCGUGUCAUGGAUUGUUUGAGAACAGUUCCGUCGGUAAUCUGGAUCUGAGGCUAUCGAUGGGCAAAGAUUACUUCGAAGGCUUUUGCGUUCCCAACCAUAUCGAGUGCCAGAAGUUUUGGCCGUUUGAUCGCAUCAUAGAUCAGGCGUCGGUUGGGGCCACACCUCAGGAGGCAAUCCGUUUCAUAUCGCGAGGAGAGUGUCGGAAACGGUGUCUCGAAGAACGCAAAUACAAGUGUCUGUCCGCCAGUUAUGACUCUUCGCUACACGAAUGCAGACUCUAUUCAGAGGACAGGAAUUCAAACGCUUUGACUUUACUCUUCACCAAAGGAACCGAUUAUAUGGAAAAUCAAUGCGCUAUUGAAACAUUUUCGUGUCGAUACCAUCCGAUAGAGCGGGACAUUAGUAUAAUAUCGGUGACCAAAUCAGUUCGGGGCACCUCUACCUUCCACUGCGAACAGGCCUGCGAUCACGAAAAGGAGUUCAACUGUCGAUCGUAUACCUAUCUGGACAGUCCCGAUGGCAGUAACGCUCCGGGAGGUAAUCUGUGUCUACUCAGCUCUGACAACAGGGCGACCAGCCAUCAGGGGUCGAUGCAGUUCAGGCCCCGAGCAUUGUAUGCCGAAAAGGAUUGCGUUAUUCUUAACAGUCUUAAGAGUCGAGUGCCGGCGACGCCUCAAUUGCAGCCGAAUUUGAACCUAAACUCAAAUCAUGGUUUAAAUCAAAACUUAAAUCCAAUGUCAAACCAGCAGAAUAUUGCGCCCCCUUUUAUGUCGCCCACCGUUUCGCAGUCCAUACAGGAUGUGCCGCACACUUCCAUCGCUCAUAUGCCCGCCCACUGCAGUCCUAACGCCUACACGUUUGAAAAGACGUGGGGCUAUGACUUGCGGUACGCCCGCAGAGAGCGAGCGCCUAUACCUCCGCGUCUCGGCGUUAUAAUCAACUGUCAGGACGAGUGCCUCCGCAGAGCCGACAGGUGUAAGGCGUUUGUUAUAGAAUACGGACAAUUGCAGAGCUGUUUCUUUCUGGCCGAGUCCGCCGGUGAGAACCGGAAUCAACUCAAUAAAGUUGCCGACACUACUUAUGUCGAGAAGGUUUGCCUCAGAGAAAAACGAUGCGAAAAAAUAUGGACAUUUGAGCGAAUCAUUGGCCAUAUGUUUGAAGAGUCGGCCGACAAAGAGAUUCCGAGUAUUAUAUUGAGAACCGAUUGUCAGGAUCUAUGUCUGGCGGAGAAGGGCUUUGUGUGCAGAUCAGCCACAUUUGAUUACAGCAAACGUUUGUGCAAAUUAUUUACGGAAAACCGUCGGUCGCGACCGCUUUCCUUCAAACCGACCGAAGAGUUUAUCGAUUACUUUGAGAACCAAUGCGUUACGGAGCCAUCGACGUGUCAAUACAAGGACUUUCAGGACACGUUCUUUCCAUAUAUUGAUCGGAUCACGAAUUCCUUCUCAUUGGCCGACUGUCAGCGUCAGUGCGAUUCCGAGCGACUCUUUCCGUGCCGUUCCGUCAACUUUGAAAGUUUUUCGCGUGACUGCGCCCUCUCGAGCGAAGAUCUGGUCACUCUCGGCAAGACUCAGACCGCUCUCGUCUCCAGAAGGAACUCAUUGUUUAGCGAAAAAGGCAACUGUGAACAGGUGAGCGUUCAGUGCAAUCAACAGGAUAUGGUGCUCACACUCAACUUCGACAGUCCGUUUAAUGGCCGCGUUUACGCUAAGGGCAGUCCUUCCCAGUGCUUUGUGGUCGGUUCCGGACAAACACAGCUACAGUUUGCCAUAUCAUUGGGCACUCGAUGCGGGACUCGACAAGAGGGGGCAAACAAUUUUGCCAACGAAGUGAUAGUACAACAGCACGCGGUUAUUAUGACGGACAGCGACCGAACUAUUCGUGUCCUCUGCUCUUUCGAGACCAGCGACCAAACGGUGACUCUUAUGAGCACUAAUCCUAAUGUCGGGAAACAACCGGGAAUUGAUGUCACAUCCAUGCAAAACGCGAGGACACGUCUGGAACAGCCGAUCACAUCUGUGGUGACCAAUACAGCGCCGCCGCCGUCGGUAAUGAUGCGAAUACUGGACCGGACGGGAGGCGACGCCCAGUUAGUGGGUUUGGGCGACGAACUGGUGCUGCGAAUCGAGUUAAAGGAUCCGAGCUCUGCCUUUGCUGUCUUCGCCAGAAAUCUUUACGCCCGAAGUUCUAACGGCGAGUCCCUAUUCCUCAUCGAUAACAUGGGCUGUCCUACAGAUGCGGCCAUAUUUCCGGCCCUUCAGGUCGACCCGCGAGACAAGCGAUCGCUUUUCUCGACGUUCAAAGCCUUUCGAUUCCCGACUACAGGUGUCGUCAACUUUGAAGUGCAGAUCCGCUUCUGUCAGGAAAAGUGUGAACCAAUCAAAUGUGUGUCCGGUUCCGAGUCUUUUGGUAGAAGACGUAAGAGACAGAUAUCUGAUGAAAACCAAUCCUUUGAUAACGACGACGACAAAGAUGUUGAGGAAUACAUCAACGAAACCGAUACUCUUAGACAAGACGAGUCGUUGCAACCGAUUCUUAUAGCCAAUGAUGAGGCGAUUCUUGCGGUCCGGAAACGAACUAAAGGAUUGAAAGCUAAUAAAACAGACAAUAAAAUCAAUUCAAACCCAAACUAUGCUUUUAAUACCAGAAGAGCUUUAAUGGAAGAGCAAAACAAUACAUCAAAUGCCACGACUGAACAGUUACCUCAACCCCAACCCCAACAACAGCUCCAACCACUGCCACUUGCAUCUAAUCCGAGUCCUCAAAUACAACCACAGCAACAAUUAUCUGAUGCAAAACCUAUUGUCGCAAACUCUCAAAACAUUGAAUCUUCAGCCAAAGUGGCUGCUCCUCCGGUCCCUUCAUUAUCUCAACCGUACGGUUAUAACGGCAUGAAUAGCAAAAACAGUGGAAACCAAAUGCGGGAAAGUUAUAAUUUCAAUAGUCCUCAAUACUCUGUCCAACAGCCACAACAACAACAGCCUAAUGAUCAACACAAACCCCGAACCCAAUUCUCAUACCCUCCCGACUAUCAGAAAAACUAUCAAAACUCAGGCAAUAGUUAUAUGCAAUCAAAUUAUGACAAUAACUACAAUCCACAUAAUUAUCAAUACAAUCAAAAUUAUAAUUUUAAUCCAAGUAAUAAUUUCAAUCCAUCUCAAUAUAAUCCAAAUCAAAAUUACUAUAACUCGAGUCAAAUGGAAAUUCCCCGAAACAACUGGCAGUCAUACCCACCAUCGCAGCCAUACCCAUACCCGCAACCAUACGCCCCAUCGAUGCCAUACCAUUCACACCACGCGUACCCGCCGUACGUACAGCAGCCGGUCGUCGGACAACACGUAUACUCAGAGCCCAAAGCUGUCACUCAUUUGCCGCCGCAAUAUAUGAACCGAAACGACGCCUACUUUCCACAACCGGAGACCACGACCUCUACCACAAGCAAACCGACCCGAAAAACGCGUCCACCACUCCAUUCUUCAUACCUAGAAUGGGGUGACUCCCGGCCAGCGGGACCUCCGCCCCGACCUUCACCGCGACAUAGGAUAGUGGCGUCGACCGAGAAGUCCCGCGACCAGGAGGUGCCCCUCUCUCUCACACUUAUGGUCGGCGAUAACAAGGAUUCAAACGCUAACUCAAACUCUAACGACAACGGGAAACAAAACGCGAACAAAAUUAUCCAAAAACAAGAAGUGUUUCAAACGGAGGAAUGCGAGGAUUGCAACACAGGUUUGGCUAUAUUUUAUACGGCGCUCACCGUUUCGCUCAUACAUAUGGGUCUUGUAUUCGGAGCUUAUAUUUACACAACAAAACUAAAGGCAUUGAGAAAUAAGUCGUCGACAAAGAAACAAGUGUUGGACUCCGAGGAAGACAUUACGCGAAUUGAUCGCAGUAUAAGUGCUAGCAAUCAAUGUCUUAACGAUAAUGUCUUUUACGGUAACCGAGAGCUUGGGUUUAGGACAUCACUGCCUCCUCCCAGCAGUACAUCCUUUGAUUUCAUUCAUCACUAA
Molecule: messenger RNA, 6216 nt
Organism: Medioppia subpectinata
Lineage: Eukaryota; Metazoa; Arthropoda; Arachnida; Sarcoptiformes; Oppiidae
Source: the annotation of a GenBank genome assembly